CGAAUGACGUGGUGUGCGCUGCGUGAAAUCGUUCAUUUCGUCGUAACCGUAAUACAGCGAGAAAAACCGAAAUCCUAUCGAAUCAAUUUGCGGUUUAACGACAAUCGCAGUACCUAUAUAUUGUUAUUUAUUUAGUUUGUAGUGCGACAGCGGUUUUCUCCGUUUUCCGCCCAUUGUACGCGUAACGUCGUUGUCGACAUCAAAAUAUUACAAUACAUUUCGUUCUAGCGGUUAUCGCCUGUUAGCCGCAAUACGUUUUCGUGAAACACGUCCGGCUCAGCCUUUAUGUUUUCCACCGAAGACCGCCUUUAGAGGUACCAUUAGACGUGGUUUAUUAUUUGUUCGUCAACGCGAUACACAAAACAUCAUACAAUACACUCGUACACGUCAUAUGUGUCGUCAUUGACAGCAUCUAAUUGCGACCCCUAACUAGUGUUUAUAAGUCUGGAGGAGACUAAGACCGUACUAUAAUGGGACAAUUUCCCUUGCCACAUGCAGUUACCGACAUACGAUGUGAAAACGAAUUAGAAUAUGACCUAGUUGAAACAAAAGUCAAGUAUGGCAGAAAGGCUACUAUCGCUCAACUACUAGCUACGAUUGUUCAGAGUUUAUUACUAGUAAACGUCGGAAUGGAGUUGGCAAUGGCUACAGUAGUAAUUGGUUCACUUUACAAAAAUCCAAACGCCGAAUUCUUACUGUCUGAUACCGAGUCUUCUUGGUACGGGAGUAUACUCUACUUGUGUCAACCGAUCGGGAGUUUAAUGUCCGGGUACGCUCAAAAACACUUCGGAAAGAAGUCUUGUGUGGUCCUGGCUUGCGUUCCCAGCAUAUUUGGCUGGAUACUUCUAUGGUACGCAAACUCAGUUACCAUGUUGUAUUGGUCGACCAUAACGAUGGGCAUGGGAUUGGGCUUCAAUGAUGGCCCGGCAUACUCGUACAUUGGAGAGAUUUGCGAACCGAGACUCCGGGGGAUCAUGUCCUGCGUGAUAAAUAUGGCGUGCCUAGUCGGUGUCUUGUCCAGUUACGGGCUGAGUUACGUUUUCCAAUGGAAAACCGUGGCGGCGAUAAGCGUCCUGUGCCCGGUUAUGUGUCUGACGUUCGUGACAUUUAUACCGGAGAGUCCGAUUUGGUUGCUGUCCAAAGGCAGAAAUGAAAAGGCCAUGAAAGCCAUUUGUUGGCUGAGAGGAUGGGUAGAGCCUCACGUCAUUGCUAAUGAGUACCAAGAAUUGAUGUUUUACUACAAGACGUCUGUCGACAAAUCAUUGACGAUAACGGAUUCGAAAGGCAUGUUUUCGUCGUUUUUAUGGAUUAAGAGUCCUUCGGUGUACCGACCACUUCGGUUGGUCACCAUUUACUAUAUAUUCACGUUGAUUUCGUGUCUAACACCCUGCCGUCCUUACAUCGUUAAAUUGAUGUACGAAUCGGGAGUGAAAGAUACUCACAGCAUAGCUUUAGUGCUUUAUGGAUUUAUGCAAUUAGCUGGAAGCGUGGCACUCACUUUAACGGUGCGGAAACUAGGAAAGCGAAUGUUGACUUUAUUAACGUUAGCCAUAAAUACACUGACAAUAUUCGUAUUCGCUGUAUACUUCUUCUGUAUUAAUAACAACCUGCUUAGUUCCAAAGCCUACGUGCCAAUGAUACUCUAUUCGAUAAUCAUGUUCUUUGGAGCUAUGGGCGUAUUGACCGUGCCAUGGACGUUGGUCAGCGAGAUAUAUCCUAAUGAAGCCAAAGGUUUUGCUUCUAGCCUAACCACUGCAAUUUUUUACGUUCUAACGUUUUCGGCGACCAAAAUAUAUUUAAGUAUCGAAAAUACUUUGGGCCUAAAUAACACCUUCUUCAUGAUGGCAGCUUCCAGUUUUGUUGGGUUCGUAUACCUUUACAGAAAUAUGCCGGAGACCGAGAACAAGACUUUAAUGGAAAUUGAAGAAUUUUUCGUACCCAAAAGCGAACAGACAUCUUCUGAGGUAUCACCCGGACCUCGAGCCGUAUGAUGAAUUUUAUUUAUUUAUUUUUUUUUUGUUUUUAGUGUACAUAAAUGGUUUAGUAUUAAAACGUUACCUUAGACAAUGUAUAUACAAAUUUGAAUUAUUAAAUAUUAUUUUGGUUGUGCUACUAUUGUAUGUGACAAUUUCAAUGAUAUUUUUAUGGGAUUUGCAUUGUUAUAUUAUUAAAACAUCAGAUUCUAUAAUUAUAUGUUUCAUGUACUCAGUAAUAUACUAGAAGCACAAUAACGAACGUUCACUAUUUUGGUAUGUAAAAUAAUCCAAAUUCCUUGUUUUGUGUUUGAAUACAACUUGUAUUAACUUUUAGCACUCGUUUAUUUAAUUUAUUAUACGUUGUAAAUUAUUCCAUGUUAGA
Melanaphis sacchari is the source of this 2358-nucleotide messenger RNA. Its product is annotated as facilitated trehalose transporter Tret1-like. Gene Ontology annotation, cellular component: membrane. The transcript has 8 exons. The coding region runs from base 471 to 1991 and encodes 506 amino acids. The record is from RefSeq and is a predicted model, not a curated record. Lineage: Eukaryota; Metazoa; Arthropoda; Insecta; Hemiptera; Aphididae. Gene Ontology annotation, molecular function: transmembrane transporter activity. Gene Ontology annotation, biological process: transmembrane transport.